AUGGGCGGGGUCAUCCUUGCGGAUGCUGCGUUCCAGGUGAUCAAUCGUGCAGGGAAGUGGUUGAGAUGGAAAUACUAUUUAAGCCCCCGUUUUCAAGAUUUCGAAGAUCACCUUAUCAUGCCUCCCAGAACCGAACUCAGAGAAAAUGCAUUUCGCCAAGAAAUAAACGGGGAUCUACGCCGACGACCUCCAUGUCGAUGCCUUGAUUGUCGGUGCCGGCUGCGAAAACUGGGUCUCAAAACGGUGAUCUUCGAAGCAGGGUCGGAUAUCGGCGGUACCUGGAGAUGGAAAUGUUACCCCGGCGCGGGCGUGGACUCAGAGGUGCCCGAGUAUAUGUUGUCCAUCCCAGAAACAUGGAAGGAUUGGACCUGGUUGACCAACUACCCCUCCUACGGAGAAUUGCACCAGUAUUUCGAUCAUGUGGACAAUGUGCUUCAAAUCAAGAAAGACACGGCUUUCAGUAGCGUGGUAUUCUAUGCCAAAUUCGACACCAGCAGAGGUCGGUGGCACAUCCGAACAGCAGAUGGCAGGUCUGCCCAAGCCAGAUAUUUUAUCGUCGCAACUGGAUUUUCUGCAAAGCGAUACAUCCCGGAAUGGCCUGGAAUGGAUCGGUUCAAGGGUAUCGUGCACCACUCCUCAUUCUGGCCGGAUGAGCACAUCGAUGUGGGCGGCAAGCGCUGUGCGGUGAUUGGGACCGGUGCAUCGGGUGUGCAAGUCACGCAGGCUUGGGGUCCCCAGGCUGCCUCUCUCAGAGUCUUCCAGCGAACUCCAAAUCUCGCUCUGCCCAUAAGAAAUGUGACCUUACCGAACCAAAAAAAGCCUAUCCCGAAUUAUUUUCACUCCGCGAAAAGCUUCGGAGGGUUUCUCUAUACAUUCCACGAAAGGGACACAUUCGAUGACAACGAAGAAGAAAGGCAAACCUUCUUUGUAAGGCUCUGGGAGGAAGGAGGCUUCCGAUUCUGGCUUGCCAAUUACAAGGACUACCUAUUCAACGCCAAGGCCAACCGUCGUGUCUACGAAUUUUUGACCCGAGAACGAAUUGGAGAUCCUAAACAGCGAGAUAUCUUAGCUCCCCUCGAACUGCCCCAUUAUUUUGGCGUCAAGAGUCCUGCCCUACAAUCCACGUCCUAUGAACAAUUCAAUCGACCGAAUGUCGAGGCCAUUGACAUUAAACCCAACGGCAUUUCCAGGUUUACAGAAAAUGGAAUCCAGUUGCAGGAUGGAACUGUUUACGAGCUCGAUAUCAUUUGCAUCGCUACCGGCUUCGACAUAGCGACUGGGGGUAUGACGAACGUGGGAUUGAAGAGUAUCUAUGGCACUGAGCUGGAAAAGGAGUGGAAGUCGGGGCCUAUACAUACCUCGGCACCACGGUGCGUGGGUAUCCCAACAUGUUCCAUCUGUACGGACCACAUGGGACGGUGGAUUGCCCAUGCAAUCAAGCAGAUGGAACGCAAGGACAUCAAGUACAUCAACCCUACACAUGAGGCUGUGGAAAAAUGGAAGAAGCGGAUCAAUCGCCUCUCAGAAAUCACGCUGUUCCCCACUGUCAAGUCCACCUAUCUGGGCGGCAAUGUACCAGGAAAGGCUUUCGAGCAGGUGAAUUAUGCUGGUGGGGAGCCUGCGUAUGUGAACGAGAUUCGAGCGGUCCUUCCUAGUUUUGAUGGGUUUGAGGUGGUGAAGGGCACUCGGGAGGCGAGUCAACUGUCAAAGAUUUGA
Molecule: messenger RNA, 1716 nt
Organism: Penicillium argentinense
Lineage: Eukaryota; Fungi; Ascomycota; Eurotiomycetes; Eurotiales; Aspergillaceae
Product: flavin-containing monooxygenase
Exons: 6
Coding region: 1-1716 (571 amino acids)
Molecular function (GO): NADP binding; flavin adenine dinucleotide binding; N,N-dimethylaniline monooxygenase activity
Source: RefSeq, a predicted model, not a curated record